Molecule: messenger RNA, 3575 nt
Organism: Camellia sinensis
Lineage: Eukaryota; Viridiplantae; Streptophyta; Magnoliopsida; Ericales; Theaceae
Product: kinesin-like protein KIN-5C
Biological process (GO): microtubule-based movement; mitotic spindle assembly; spindle elongation
Cellular component (GO): mitotic spindle; spindle microtubule
Molecular function (GO): ATP binding; microtubule binding; plus-end-directed microtubule motor activity
Source: RefSeq, a predicted model, not a curated record
AAUUGAGAGAGAGAGAGAGAGUGUAGAGAGAGGAAAAGGAAGAGAGAGAGAGAGAGAGAGAGCAGAGAGGAGACGAGAGAGAAUCAAAUCUGUGAGUAACAGUGUUCGAUUCUCUUCUCUUAGCUUAGUUCGAAAAUGUCUGGUCGCCACGAGAAAGAGAAAGGCGUCAAUGUUCAAGUCCUUCUUCGUUGCAGGCCAUUUAGUGAAGAAGAGUUGCGGAACAAUGCGCCACAGGUGGUGACUUGCAAUGAGUACCAGAGAGAAGUCGCAGUUUCUCAGAACAUUGCGGGGAAACACAUCGAUAGGGUUUUCGUAUUCGACAAGGUUUUUGGUCCUUCAGCUCAGCAAAAAGAUCUUUAUGAUCAAGCAGUUAUUCCCAUUGUUAAUGAAGUUUUGGAGGGUUUCAAUUGUACCAUUUUUGCUUAUGGACAAACUGGUACAGGAAAAACUUACACCAUGGAAGGAGAAUGUAAGAGGUCAAAGAAUGGACCUAAUGGAGACUUGCCUCCAGAAGCUGGUGUCAUCCCUAGAGCUGUGAAGCAAAUUUUUGACACGUUGGAGAGUCAAAAUGCAGAAUACAGUGUUAAAGUUACUUUCUUAGAAUUGUAUAAUGAGGAGAUCACUGACUUGCUUGCCCCUGAGGAGAUAUCGAGAGUUGCGUUGGAGGAUAGGCAGAAAAAACAGUUGCCUCUCAUGGAAGAUGGGAAAGGCGGUGUUCUUGUAAGAGGAUUGGAGGAGGAAAUUGUAACAAGUGCUAGUGAGAUUUUUACUCUACUUGAAAGAGGGUCCGCAAAACGUCGCACCGCAGAAACUCUAUUAAACAAACAAUCAAGUCGGUCACAUUCCCUUUUUUCCAUAACCAUACACAUCAAAGAAGCAACCCCAGAAGGUGAAGAGCUUAUCAAAUGUGGCAAACUGAAUUUGGUUGAUUUAGCUGGUUCAGAAAAUAUUUCUCGUUCUGGUGCUAGGGAGGGUCGUGCAAGAGAGGCAGGAGAGAUAAACAAAAGUUUGCUAACUCUUGGACGAGUUAUUAGUGCUCUUGUGGAGCAUCUUGGGCAUGUCCCCUACAGGGAUAGCAAGCUCACCCGUCUGCUUCGUGAUUCGCUGGGUGGAAGAACUAAGACAUGCAUUAUUGCCACAGUAUCACCUGCAGUCCAUUGUCUGGAGGAGACCUUGAGUACCCUGGACUAUGCUCAUAGGGCAAAACAUAUUAGAAACAAGCCUGAGGUCAACCAGAAAAUGAUGAAAUCAACCCUUAUAAAGGAUCUUUAUGGUGAAAUUGAACGACUUAAGGCAGAGGUAUAUGCUGCACGUGAGAAAAAUGGUGUCUAUAUGCCAAAGGAACGAUACUAUCAGGAGGAGAGUGAAAAGAAGGCAAUGGCCGAUCAGAUUGAACAAAUGGUGGUUACAAUAGAAACUAAUCAGAAGCAACUUGAGGAAUUGCAAGAUAAAUUUGAUGAUCAGGUUCAAAAAGGCUCUGAUUUAAGCAACAAACUUGAUGCCACCCAGAAAAACUUGAACCAAACAAGCAAAUUGCUGGCUAGCACUGAAGAAGAAUUAAGGAGGUGUCAGUAUGCUCUGAAGGAGUGUGAUUUUAUUAUCUCCGAGCAGAAGAAAGCAGAAAAUGCAUUGGCUCAUCAAGCAAGUGUCUUGCGGUCUGACUUGGAGAAAUCUUUGCAGGAUAAUGCUUCAUUAUAUUUGAAAAUUGCAAGAGAAGACAAACUGAAUGCUGAUAACAGGUCAGUUGUGAACGAUUUUCAAACGGAGCUUGCACAGCAACUAGGCUCCCUUUGUAAUACGGUGGCAAUAUCAAUGUCUCGACAAGGUGAACACCUUCAGUGCAUUGAGAAACAUUGUCAUUUCUUUUUGGCCAUUCACAAUAAGGCUGUCAUUGAUUUGAAGAAAAAGAUGACUGCUUCAAGGGCACUAUAUAUUUCUCACAUGGAGGCUAUGCAAAAUGUUGUUCGCCUGCACAAUGCGAGCUCUAAUGCAGCUGUGGAGGAGAUUUCAGCUUCAGUUUCUUCUAAUAUACAUUCUAUCGAACAAUUUUUAGCUGCAGAGGCUGUUGAAGCAAAUUCUAUUUUUGAUGAUCUUCAAGGCACUCUAUCAACUCAUCAAGGGGAAAUGGCACAUUUUGCUAGAGAGCUUCGACAGAGAUUUCAUGCAAGUGUUGAGCACUCAAAGAAUAUCUCAGAGUUCACUUAUGGAUUUCUCCAUCAGCUUAUUGAACAGUCAAAAAAUCUUCAAAGUCAUGCAACCCAAGUUGAUGAAAUUCAGACGACGAGUAUCAAAGAAUUCCAAAAGGCUUAUGAGGAGCAAUCAACAUCAGAUGCAGAGAAGCUUAUUGCUGACGUGACCAACUUAGUUUCUAGUCACAUUCGUCGCCAAAAAGAGCUGGUGGAUGAACGGCUCAUUCAUCUCAAAGAUACUGUUAUAGGAAAUAAGACAUUUUUGGAUGGGCAUGUUUCCUCAAUGGAGGGUAUAACAACAGAUGCAAAACGAAAAUGGCAGGAGUUCUCUGUGCAAGCAGAGAAUGAUGCGAAAGAUUGUGCUGAUUUCUCUGCUGCUAAACAUUGCCGUAUGGAGUUACUUUUCCAGCAAUGUGUAAACACUGCUGAAACAGCUUCCAAGCAUUGGAAAAGGACACAUGAGUCCAUCAAUGAAAUUGGAAGUCAAAAUGUCUCGACAUUGGUCUCCCUUGUCAGAGAUGUGUCAGAUAGUAACGAGCAACAUGAUACUGAGAUUGCUUUGGCAAGGACUACAGUUGAAGAAGAUGUGGCGAACAAUAGUGAAGAUUUCAUUCAGCACUUUGAUCGUGUAUCAGAGCAAGAGUGUGCCUCUGUAAGUGAUAUUUUGGCCACAGUCAAGGCUCAUGCAAAUACUAUUGAGGUUCUCCGGGAGGAUCACUCUGUCCAAUCUGCUUCUAUUGAACAAAAAACCAUGGAUACCUUCCAGCAGAAAUAUAUGGAUUAUGAGCCAACCGGCACAACACCAAUCAGAUGUGAGCCAGAUGUUCCAUGUAAGGGGACAAUUGAAUCUCUUCGAGCCAUGCCAAUGGAGGCCCUGGUAGAGGAGUUUCGAGAAAACCAUUCAUAUGAAUCAUUUGAAGUUAAGGAAUUAAAGCCAUCUCUCAUACCACGCUCACCUCUGGGCGAACUCAAUUGAUAGGAGGUGCGGGGAUUGUCAUUUGCGUGCACGGUGUUUAGCCUAUUUGUAUUUGUAUUUGUAUUUUUUCAUGCACACUCUCAUCAUUGCACUUUGAAAAAUGCCAGGAAGCUGAUAGGUCUCCGUUGCUUGUAAUACUUGGUAGUGGAAAAUGUAACAUGUCAAUGGAAACUUAAAUAAAUCCUUACUUGGGAUUUAGCAAAUUAUAGGUUAAUCAGAGUUGUAUAUGAGGGAAAAGCCCUACGUUAUUCCUCCACAAUGCUUGUUCUUUUGGGGCAUUUGUUAAUGUAAGAUUAUUUCAGCUUACUUGAGAGAUGGGCAUACCCUUUUGUUUUUGUUUUUUGAUUGUCUUGUAUCAGGUAAGAUAAUAUGCUGUUAUUUAUUUAAUCCUGCUUGGAUAUUUUAUUUUA